Messenger RNA from Pantherophis guttatus, 2691 nucleotides. The record is from RefSeq and is a predicted model, not a curated record. Lineage: Eukaryota; Metazoa; Chordata; Lepidosauria; Squamata; Colubridae.
GGAGCGGCUGCCGUUGCGGUGGCAGCGAAACGCGCCGCCGUCCUUUUCCCCCGGAGAUCCAAAGGCGGAUCGCGCGAGUGGUUUUGCGCGGCGUCGUUGGCGCCCGUCGGGGGUGGCUGCUUCGUGUUUCCCCUCCACCCGGGGAAAGGGAUGCUUUUUGGGUCUAAGGCCGGGAGGCCCCGCACUUCUUCACAUACCCCCCCCCCCCGGUCUCCGGGUGUCGCCGGCGGUUGGAGACUCGGCGAUGCAGGAGAAAGUCGGCGCUGCUGCUGCUGCUGCUUUUCAGCCCAGAAGUUUCUCCUGGGAUUCGUGUGGAAGCGAUGAUCGUCGUUCUUUUUGGAAGAUGUGGAAGUUUUGAUACCGCAGGAGGCUAGCGGGCAUCUGAGCGUGGAGAGGAGGUAGAAGGAACCAUAGCUGUCCUGGAAGACUCCAAGGAGAUGCAGCCCAGUGAAACAGAGAUGCCUUUUGCUGGUGCCCUGAAAGAGGAUGCUAAUCCCAGCCACUUUGGGCAGGCUGAAGAGCCUGCCAGCAUCCCCCAGGAGCACACAAUAAAGCACUUUCUGAAGGAAGACUCAGAAGAAGCUGAGCUGGUCCAGUUCCUUAACGAUUCCCCAACAGAAAAGACCUUCCACCGGGUGAAGCCAGAAGCCAUCCAUCGGGAGAAAAGAUCCAGUCCAGGUGGGACUGAAAUGUUCCCUAGUGCUGCAAUCCAGGCCAUUCCCAAAGAUGCCUUGGAGGAAAAGGAGCAGAAGGCCUUCUACCGCCCUCACCCUCUAGACUUGAAACAGCAACACAUGGCUGCUCCAGCGCCGCCAAGUCCAUCCCGUCCCAGAAGCCCCUGGGGCAGGCUUGACCCCUAUGAAUCGGAUGAGGAUGAUAAAGAGUAUGUGGGAUUUGCAACACUUCCUAAUCAGGUCCAUCGGAAAUCUGUGAAAAAAGGAUUUGAUUUCACACUAAUGGUUGCAGGAGAAUCUGGGCUGGGGAAGUCCACUCUGGUGAACAGUCUUUUUCUUACAGACCUAUACAAAGAUCGCAAACACUUAAAUGCAGAAGAACGGAUUGUCCAAACGGUGGAGAUUACCAAGCAUGUGGUAGACAUAGAAGAGAAAGGGGUGAAACUUCGCUUGACUAUCGUGGACACACCAGGCUUUGGAGAUGCUGUAAACAACACAGAAUGUUGGAAGCCUGUGGCUGAUUAUAUAGAUCAGCAGUUUGAGCAGUAUUUCCGGGAUGAAAGUGGCCUUAACCGGAAAAAUAUUCAAGACAACCGUGUCCAUUGCUGCCUCUACUUCAUCUCUCCUUUUGGUCACGGUUUGCGACCUCUGGAUGUUGAAUUCAUGAAAGCGCUCCAUCAGCGUGUGAACAUUGUUCCCGUCUUAGCCAAGGCUGACACUCUCAUGCCCUCCGAGGUGGAAAGAAUGAAGUGCAAGAUUCGUGAUGAAAUUGAUCGUUUUGGGAUCCGGAUCUAUCAGUUCCCUGAUUGUGAUUCAGACGAAGAUGAGGAAUUCAAGCAGCAGGAUGAAGCACUCAAAGACAGCAUCCCCUUCGCUGUGAUUGGCAGUAACACCAUUGUGGAGAUGAAAGGCAAGCGGAUCCGGGGGAGGCUGUACCCUUGGGGGAUCGUUGAAGUGGAGAACCCAAUGCAUUGUGACUUUGUCAAGCUGCGCACCAUGCUAGUAAGGACCCAUAUGCAGGACCUGAAGGACGUGACUCGGGAAACCCACUACGAAAACUACCGGGCUCAGUGCAUUCAGAGCAUGACUCGCAUGGUGGUGAAAGAGCGGAAUCGCAACAAGCUAACCCGAGAAAGUGGGACUGAUUUCCCCAUCCCAACUACGCCCACAGUGCCAGACUCGGAAACAGAGAAACUGAUCCGGGAGAAGGAUGAGGAGUUACGAAGACUGCAGGAACGGUUGCAGAAAAUCCAACAGCAGAUGGAAGAUUCAUAGUAAUCAUAAAUUGCCUCCUCCCCAAGUAUAUUUUUUGUCCCUGCUGGCUGGCAUUCUUCCAAAGCAGAAAAUGUUUACAUCCCUCUGAAUUUCACCCCAUCUCCAGUACUUAGUCCUUGUCAAACAUAAAUUGCUGCAAUGAUCGCCUUAAAACCAAAGUUCUACAAUUACUUACCCCUCUAAGAAAUGAGAAACUCAGAAAGGCUUCAAGAUGCUACCGCAACCUUCUAACACGCGGGAACUUUUCCUUUCUCCAUCCAGUCUGGCUACUGAUCAUCAUUGUGGUGAUUUUUCUGUAGCGUGCAGAGACAAACUAUUCUGCAGUUACAGCAUUGAAAGGAAACUUAACUCUCAUCCGACAGGCAGACUACGAUAAUUUGUACCAGCAAACUGUGGUUGACAAGAUUCUGCUUAGAUUCCUUUCUAACCCAGUUGUAAAAAAGAUGCAAGUGUAAAAAAAAAAAAAAAAGCAGGCAUACGCAAAACACAAGAUAUUCUCUCCAAGUCCGUCUUGAAAUUAUUGGCAAAAAUAUAUGCACACGAGAGAUGAAAUGGCAAAAUUCCGAUCUAUAAGAUGGUAAAAUGGAGAACUUUCAGAUGUUGGGAAUGCUUAAAAAAAAUACUUCUGGCCAGCAAUUAAAUUUCUCAUGAUCCCCUUAAAAUGAAUGGGAGCUGCCGGAAUCUUGCACUGAGAAACUUUUGACUGAAUUAAAUACUUAAGCACUUCCCUUUGCAAAAACUC